CUCUACUGCUCAAAUCUCCCACAUCAACAGUACAUGUAACUCCAGUUAUAAAGAUGUGGAGGAGAGAAACUAUUUAAAUGAAAAAAAAGUUUUAUCAAAAAUGUAUGCAGAUACAGCUUCCAGAGCUAUCACUGGGUUACUGCUGACCACUUAUGGAAAAUUGUCACUAAGCUUUUUGAUUACACAAACUUUGUACAUGACAGUCUGCUAUUGGUAAGUACCUUUUGAUUACUACUGUUCUUCUUAGCAAGUUCUUUCUCAUUAUGUUCCAGCAUGUCAACCUGCAUUUUCAUUUUCUUCUCCUUCGUUCUAAGCUCAUCAUUUUCCUGGAUAAGUUCCAUAGUUUUAUCAGACAUUUUGGCCAGCUGAGCAUUGAUAGAGACAUUCUCUCUAAUGGUUCUUUUGGUUGUCUCAGCCAUCUGUUUGUUUGAUACUUUUCUAAAUUCAGCAGCUACUUGAUUCAGUCUUAGUACCAUCUCUUUCUUCAACCUAUGUACAAAGAAAUGAAGGUAACAAGCAUAAGUAUCAUUAGUGAUUGUGAUAACAGUCUGGUAGAAAAAUGAACAGAUGCCUUGUAUACCUCUCUCCAUUACACACCUCACAGCUUCUUACUUUGCACAACAGCACUUAAACUAGAGCCUGCUCACUUGCUCAGUCUAACUUUAUGAAAAUAUGCCUUUCUGAGUGUUGUGAAACAAGACAGUUUAGGGAGAACACUCCUGUUUUUUUAAGAGAAACAUGACAUAGUGGUUACCUUUACAGCAAUAUAGACAUGAUGGACCAUAAACAAAGAGCUGCAAACUUUGAACUUUCUCAAAAAUUUUUCCAACCAUCACUAUUUAAUAGUGAUUUGGUCGGUAAAAUUUUUGAAACAGUACACUUGGGAUACUGAUUGUGAUUAUUUACUCUGUCACCAGCUGUGGUUAAGCAUCUUGUAUCUUAGCAAUUUGCCUGCAGUCUCUAUUACGUUUACCGCAUCUGCUGAGGUUCUUUCAUCUCAAUCACCUCAAAAAACCAAGCCUGGCAAAGUUAGAUAUUUCUUAAUGUCUAAUUGACGUGGCAUCACACAUAACAAAUUAAAUAACUCUCGCAAAUUAUGUUAAACAGGAGGCAUAAUGACAAGUAUUUAUUUCAUACAAAGGGAUUAAAAUUACAGACCUAUCUUUGUCCACGACGGCCUUCCUCUCCAGAUUGUAAAUAACCUCUUUAUGAUCCUUUUGUUGUUUUUCCAAUUCCUCCUCCAUCUUCGCAAACUUUGCCAUCAAAUCUUCUUUUUGAACACGAAAUUCUUCUAAAGAGGCUAACUUCCCGCCCAGAACCAUAUUCUCUGAAGUUAACUGGUCCUUGAUUUCCUGCAUUUCAGUUCUUAAAGUCGCCAGUUGUACUUCGUACUGAUCCUUCUCUCCAUCCUUGGCCUGUUGUAAUCCUAUCAAACGAUCUUGAAGAUCAGCAAUUUCGUCCGCUCUUUGUUCCAACUGUUUCUUCAAAAACGACACAAUUUCCUUUUUAUCCGUCGUUUGUUGCUCAUACUGUGAUCUGUAAUCCUGAUUAGCAAUUUCAAGCUCGUCGCAUUUUUUCUGAUAGCGAACUAACCUUUCUUCUAAAUCUCGUAUCUGUAUAAGAAAAUAUUCCUUCGAAAGUUCAUUGAGCACAUCACUCGAUGGUGCUGCAGAAGGUGACUUUUUGGCACUCCUUUUACCACUCUUCUUCUUCUUUCCACUCUUCUUUCCCUUCUUUUUCGGGGGCAUAACUCAAAACUAUCGGGGAGUAUUGAAAUGGUAAAUCACUUCGAAUGAAAUCUACAGUGUCACACGCAGUCACAAAAAAAACAACAUGGCGAUCGUGGUUGUGGUUGCUAUGGGAACUUCAAAGUAUACAGCACACUCUUUCCAUUACAGCGGAUUUCAUGAAACCCUUUAUAUGUCAUGUAAGGACCAUAACAUGUGACAACAGUAAAUUCUGGCGGUUUUGAUAACUUGAUCGUUAUUUCAGUUUUUUUCUUGAUCAUAAAAUGCGGAGAAGGUGAGUUAAAGUAUCUCGUAACGCUCACUGUGUUCUAAUUCCAGGCAAGAUACCUGAGGAUAUUAGACCUAUUGAAUAUAUUGAUUUCGCAAAGGGCUGUGGUUCGAAAAGGGUGCAUUGUCUUGGCCGCUGGCCCGUGGUUAACGCUGUGAACUCAUGGAGAUUUUCUCGGACGUGACGAUAUCGCCAAAUACACAUGGGUAAAGGUGACCACUGCGCCGUGUUUGGAUGUCGAAAUGAUCGGAGGUAUCCAGAAAGGUAAUAUUUUUCGCAUGUGAUCUUCAAGAAUUGAUGCCGAAUUCCUGGAAAUUUAGACGCCUAUCAGCGUGCUCAUUGAACUGUGGUGCUUUUAUAACAUUAGUGCGUUUUAGGCAUUCGUUUGUUGGUUUGUUUGUUUUGGCAGGAGUUAUAAGUCUUUUCUUCAAUAUUAUAAGAGAUGUAAUAACCCUUUACACCCCAACAUCUGCAUCCAAAUUCUCCACUCAGCUCUCAACAUUUCCCGAAGAGCUGAAACGAAGAAGUUGUUUAACCAUCAAGAGUUUCUUUAUUUGUUCAUCACUUCCUUUAUUUUCAUGACUUCAGUGUGUAAUUCAAGGGUGAUAUUUUAAGGAGAAAUUAGAUGCUAGUCACUCUUGGGGCCAUCAAGUUAAUUAGCUUAUACAAACAACUUAUGAUGGCUGAUGGAAAUCCUUAUUAUUUGCAGGUGGGUUGUGAAACCCCAUAUACAUUGUAUGAAGUGGCAUAAGCCGAAUCAAAAGCACUUUAAAGUAUGGGAGCGAAUUAUCAACCGCAAAAGCUUUCAGGUGACAGAAAACACAAAGGUAUGCAGUAAUCAUUUUGUAUUUGGCAAACCCUUGGGUGACCAUUUGCACCCCGAGCUGUGGCUGAACGGAUAUGAUACAGAGGAAACUCAUAGUGAAGAAAUUUCAAGAAUUCUGGAGUCCUUGACUAACGUUGAUGUGCAGAGUGAUAUGUUCAUAAACCCUCACACUAUUAAAAGAGACACAACACACACCCAGACAAGCAGUGGGAAAUUUAAAAUGCUCGAUGUUCUUCCUAAAGACAAUGCAGGAGUUCUAGAGGCUGUACCUGAACAAAGUGCUGAAGUUUCAAGUGAAGACAUUACAAAGGAAACAAGUGAGUCGCUGACAUCAGUUUCAAAUGCCUUGGAAAAUGAUCACACAUACUGUAUGUACGAGCAAAGUGGAGAUUGUAAGGAAGACUUUGCUUGUCAAGCUAGAUUAUGCUUGAAGUGUAAAAAGGAACUUUUGUCUAUUCUUGAAGAAAAUGAAAGGCUUAAAAAUGAAAACAAACAGCUACAAAAAGCUCUUGCUGAAGCAAAUCAAGUCAUUGUUGAAAGAACCAAGAGAGACUAUGUGUUCUGUGUACAAAAUAAAACAUUGUGAUUCAGCCCUUAUGAGUUCAAGCACUGGACUAGCUAACUUUGGUAAUAAAUCAAAUGAAUUUAAAGCUCAAUAGUACUAAAAUCAGUUACUGAUUUACUUUCAGUGUAAUUAUGCAAUUAGGCUGGGCAGGAACAGAAGGCAUCAGUUGUAGUUGCAUUUUCUUUGUAAUAAAUUAACUACGAUGUGUUGGGGUAGCAGAAACUGAUAUCUCAUGAUCAAACUGAGGGUAGUUGCAUUUAUCAGUUUGUAAAAAAAAAAGAUAGAAAAAGGUGUCUUAAAGAUGUUAGAUAGUAGAAAAUUGUUUAAUAAAAUUGAAUGACAAUCUGAUGUUAGAUUUCAGAGCAAAUAAAUAUUUGAUCCAUGGGAACUAGGG
Molecule: messenger RNA, 3801 nt
Organism: Pocillopora meandrina
Lineage: Eukaryota; Metazoa; Cnidaria; Anthozoa; Scleractinia; Pocilloporidae
Source: the annotation of a GenBank genome assembly